AUUUCUGUUUGUAAACAAGUGACCGCAUUUAAAAUAAUCUCAAUUUUACAUUAUAAUUAACGAAGAUAUUAAACAAUGAGAUGGGUUAAAUACUGUAUAGUUCUUCUAAUAAUACCAUUUGGAUCAGUUUUAUGUGAAAUAUUGACCGGAAGUGCUUUAAUUGGGCUGUCGGUACUAGGAUAUAAAUAUUCUGAUAAAAUUUAUUUAAAUACGUACUGUAAGAAAUAUGAAUGCUGUCAUCCGGAAUUGAUACCUCAUAAUCUACUAGCACUACAAGAUAAACUGGAUUCAAAGCUAUUUGGACAGCACAUAAUCCAGGAAAAGUUAUUUAAAGCGAUUGCGUCACAUUUUGAAACAAUUGAAAAGUCUAAGAAACCACUAGUCAUGACAUUCCAUGGAUCACAAGGAACGGGAAAGAAUUAUGUAGCAACAAUGAUCGCCGAAGCUUUAUUUGAAAAAGGCGUAGAUAGCAAAUAUUUUCAUCUAUUUCAUGGAUCACAAUUUGAAAAUCAAGAUAGAACGAUGGAGCACAAAGAAGCAAUAAGGAACGAAAUAUAUGAAGGAGUGGGUAAAUGUCCAUAUUCAGUCUUUGUGUUUGAUGAAGUUGAUAAAAUGAUACCUGGAGUGUUUGACAGCAUUACUGCUUUACUGGACCAUCACUCUUUAAUUAAAGGAAAGGAUUUUAAAAAGUCAAUCUUUUUGUUCCUUACAAAUCAUGGAGGGGAAGAAAUGACAUUCGUUUUACACCAAUUAACAGCCAAAAAAGGAUUGUUCAGACACGAGACAAAACUUCAUCAUUUUGAGGAAAUUAUGAAACUUGGAGUUUAUAAUAAGGAAGGAGGACUAAAAGACAGUAAUUUGAUUAAGUCAGCAGUCAUAGAUUUUUAUUUCCCAUUCUUACCACUUGAAGAAUCGCACAUAGCUCAAUGUAUCAUUGAAGAAUUCAGGUUUUGUGGCAAGAAUGAAGUUACUCAAGAAAUGAUUGAUGAAAUUAUGAAGCAACUGGGCUUUAAUACCAUUACAAAGUACGCGCAUGCAGGCUGUAAGCAGAUUUAUAACAAAGUUCAAACUGAAUGCUAUUUCUGAAAAUAAAAGUCAC
This is a messenger RNA of Chironomus riparius, 1099 nucleotides long. The record is from the annotation of a GenBank genome assembly. Lineage: Eukaryota; Metazoa; Arthropoda; Insecta; Diptera; Chironomidae.